This is a messenger RNA of Podarcis raffonei (Aeolian wall lizard), 3527 nucleotides long. It is a transcript of the gene RBL1, whose product is annotated as RB transcriptional corepressor like 1. Bases 49 to 3252 code for a protein of 1067 amino acids. The record is from RefSeq and is a predicted model, not a curated record. Gene Ontology annotation, molecular function: RNA polymerase II transcription regulatory region sequence-specific DNA binding. Gene Ontology annotation, biological process: negative regulation of G1/S transition of mitotic cell cycle; regulation of transcription by RNA polymerase II; cell differentiation. Lineage: Eukaryota; Metazoa; Chordata; Lepidosauria; Squamata; Lacertidae. The transcript has 22 exons. Gene Ontology annotation, cellular component: chromatin; nucleus; transcription regulator complex.
GAGGCCUGUUUUUACGCGGGGGGUCUCGCGGGACGGGGUGGAAGCAUCAUGCCGGGGGAAGACGGCGACCCGGCCGACAGCCAGUGCCCUAUCCGGGCCGCCAUAGGUCACCUCUGCCAGGAGCUCAACUUGGACGCCAGCAGCGCCGCCGAGGCCCUUCGGGAUUUCACGGCACUGCGAGGCACCUACAGCCUGGAGGGGGAAACAGUACAUUGGUUGGCCUGUGCGCUCUAUGUUGCUUGCCGUAAGAGUAUUAUCCCCACUGUAGGAAGUGGCCUGAGGGAAGGAAACUGUGUCUCACUCACCAGGAUACUACGCUCAGCAAAACUAAGUUUAAUUCAGUUUUUUAGUAAAAUGAAAAAGUGGAUGGACAUGUCAAAUAUGCCUCAGGAGUUUCGGGAGCGAGUGGAGAGACUGGAGAGAAACUUUGAAGUGUCGGCAGUGAUUUUCAAGAAGUUUAAGCCAAUAUUCCUGGUCAUAUUUAAAAAUCCUGAUGAGGAACAACCAAAGCUACAAAGAAGCAGGAAACACAGACGGGUGCCCUGCAAUGUUAAAGACCUAUUCAACUUUUGUUGGACGUUAUUUGUUUACACAAAAGGGAAUUUUAAUAUGAUUGGAGGUGAUUUAGUGAACUCAUACCAUUUGCUUCUGUGCUGUUUGGAUCUGGUUUUUGCAAAUGCACUUCUGUGUCCACAUAAGAGAGAUCUAUUGAAUUCAUCUUUUAAAGGUUUGCCAGAAGACUUCCAUACAGCUGAUGUCAGGACUUCUGAAGGGCCUCCAUGCAUUAUUGCCACACUAUGUGAAUUACAUGAUGGUCUUUUGGUAGAAGCCAAGACCAUAAAGGAACACUACUUUAAACCAUAUAUCUCGAAGCUCUGUGAUAGAGAGAUUUUAAAAGGAGAUUGUCUUUUGGAUUGUAGUAACUUUGCAGACAACAACAAAGCAUUGAAUAAAGAAUAUGAAGAAUAUGUUCUGACAGAAGGAGACUUUGAUGAGAGAGUUUUCUUGGGAGAAGAUGCAGAAGAAGAAAUUGGAACUCCUCGGAAGUUUUCUACUGAUGUGCCAUCUGGCAAGGUGAUGACAAGAGCUCAUGUAGAGUGUUACCUUCAACAGCAUUUUGAGAAGAAAAGAUCCUUCACACCCUCAACUCCAUUGACUGGCAGGAGAUACCUUAGAGAGAAGGAACAAGUAAUUACUCCUGUUGCUUCCGCAACACAGAGUGUAAGCCGGUUACAAAGCAUUGUAGCAGGGCUAAAAAAUGCACCUAGUGAACAGCUUAUAGCUAUUUUUGAGUCUUGUAUACAAAAUCCUGUGGAAACGAUCAUGAACAGAGUGAAAGAGAUAGGGGAAGUUUUCUGUCAGAACUAUACACGGUCAACUGAUGAUCAGCCAGGAUCUCACAUAGAUUUUGCUGUUAACCGGUUAAAAUUGGCAGAAAUCCUUUAUUAUAAAAUCUUGGAAACCAUAAUGGUACAAGAAAUGCGGAGGCUACAUGGCAAAGACAUGUCUGCCCUUUUAGAGCAAGAUAUUUUCCACCGUUCCUUGCUGGCAUGUUGUUUGGAGAUAGUGCUGUUUGCAUAUAGUUCACCCCGAACUUUCCCCUGGAUCAUUGAAAUUCUUAACCUCAGGCCAUUCUAUUUUUAUAAGGUGAUUGAAAUAUUGAUUCGAUCUGAAGAAGGACUCUCUAGAGAUAUGGUAAAACAUCUCAACAGCAUUGAGGAACAGAUUCUUGAAAGCCUAGCCUGGACAAAAGAUUCGGCUCUGUGGGAUGCCCUCCAAACAUCGGAAAACAAGGUCCCUACCUGUGAAGAAGUAAUAUUUCCAUGUAAUUUUGAAACAGGGAAUGGAGGAAGAGGACUAGGACAUCUUCCCAUGAUGCCGGUAUCUCCUAUAGUGCAUCCUCGAGUAAAAGAGGUUCGGACAAAUCUUGGGGAAAGUCUUAGACGGGAUAUGCAACCAUUCUCUCCCAUUUCUGUUCAUGAUCGCUAUAGUUCUCCUGUGGCAGGAAGUGCUAAGAGGAGACUUUUUGGAGAUGAAAGCCCAAAAGAAAAACCUGCAGAAAAAAAUCUGACUGAAGGGACUAGGUUGAAAAUUGCCCCAGUGUCAAGCUUUGUUGAUGAAAAUGUGCCUGUUUCAACUGAGCAGACGGUUCUUGCAAUGACGACAGCUACAGUAACAGGACAAAAAAUUACAUUGCAUGGUAUUGCAAAUAAUACUGGAGGGAUCACUUUGAUACCGAUUUCAGUCAACUUGUCUGAAGAAUCUAAAGCGGACAGCCUUGGACAAGCCCCACUCACUGCUCAAGCUUUAAUCAGUGUGUCUCCAAGUCAUCAUAUGACUCAAGCACAAGAGGCAUAUCAGCCAGCUGGAAGCAGGCCAAAGAAAACUGGAUCUCUUGCACUAUUUUUCAGAAAGGUGUAUCAUCUGGCAAGUGUGCGGUUGCGUGAUCUGUGCAUAAAACUGGAUGUUUCAAAUGAUUUGCGCAGGAAGAUAUGGACAUGUUUCGAAUUCACAUUGGUUCAUUGUACAGAUCUAAUGAAAGAUAGGCACUUGGAUCAGCUCCUAAUUUGUGCUUUGUUCAUCAUGGCAAAGGUAUCCAAAGAUGAAAGAACGUUUCAGGACAUAAUGAAAUGCUAUAGAAACCAGCCACAAGCAAAUAGCCAUGUCUACAGAAGUGUUUUACUGAAAAGUGUGUCCACAGAGGCAGCGUCAGAUAUAAAAGUGGAAGAGAUGUCAGAAGAAGACUUACCCAGGAAGAUGAGCUGUUCACCUAUGAGAACAAAACCAGAAAUUCCCAAAGGCUUGGAAAAGGAGGAGAGAGGGGAUCUUCCAACAUUUUAUGACACCGUCUAUUUAGGAAGAGUGCAGGUCUUCGCACUGAAAUUAGAACCCACAUCAGAUAAACAUCACCCAGAGGUCGAAGCACCUUCCCUUUCCCCAUUUCCUAGCAUUAAACAUCAACCUGUAUCUCCUCGGCGGAUAUCCCAGCAACAUUCUGUUUAUGUUUCACCUCAUAAGAAUGGUGCUUGCUUGACACCUAAAACUGCCCUCUUAUAUAAAUUUAAUGGGAGCCCUUCUAAGAGUUUGAAGGAAAUCAACAAUAUGAUAAAACAAGGAGGACAGAGGCCUAAGAAGAGAGCAAUCUCAAUUGACAGUGACACAGAAUCACCAGCAAAGAGACUGUGCCAGGAAAACGAUGAUGUUUUACUGAAACGCCUUCAGGAUGUUGUCAGUGAAAGAGCAAAUCAUUAGGUCUGCAAGAAUACUAUGUGGGCCAAAGCUUGUUAAGAUCUGUCUCAUGUAGCUCAAAACACUGUCCUCUUUCAACUUUUAAUUUUUUGCUUAUGUUACAUGGCUGGUGGGCUAGUCAAAACAUUGAAGUAGUUUUAUGGUACUUCCUUUUUAAAAGUGGAACUUUAGAGUUAGAUCCUUUGUUCUACAGCUUAUAAGUGCAGCUAUUUGCUUUUUAACUUUUAUUCUGAAAGUAGAAGCCAGUUCCUACUAUGAGAAGGACCAAAGUUUUCAGA